AAAUUUGGGCAUCUCUUUGUGCACAGCUCAUCGUUCGGAGGAUUCGAAUAUUAUUAAAAGGAACCCAGAAAAUGGUCAACGAACUGAAUAGGCCUCAAAAUGGGGACAAUGCCGCCUUGAGCGAGCGCCUAGCUGCCUCCAACAGACAGCUGCAAGAGAUGCAGGAGGAGCACCGCCAGUUGCUUGAGGAGAUGGAGACACUACGCUUGCGAGCCGCUGAGCUGACCCUUCUGAAUGCGCAGCGCCGACAAGUGCGCCAGUCCACCGAGGAGGAGGAGGUUCAGUCCCAUGUUGAGUCCUCAUCGGAGACAGUAACAGUUGCUUCAUCCGCCAGUGCUUCUGGAGACUCCACCAACCGGGAAGAGGCACCAUCUGUUGAAGAGGAGGGCGAGGAGGACAAAGAGGAGCAGGCCAGUUAUCUGCAGGCGAAGCUAAACGAGAUCGCCAACCUGAAGGCGCAGUUUAAGCGCGUGCAGAACAUGGUGGACACCACCAAGAUGAUCGAGGAGCACAUGUCCUCCAGGCAAACGGUGCAGGUGCAGAGCUCCACCUCCGUUCAGACCAGCAGGCAGACCACCUCGUCAGAAGUCCGAGUGGCCAGCGAGGCCGUAGAGAGUGCCCAAGAAGAGGAGAAUCCAUCGACCUCGUCGAGUGCUCCCGACAACGCCGAGCUCCUGAAUUCCAUGCUCAACAUGUUCACGGACUUCACCAGUGAUCUACGUGGUCAAGCGGAGGGACUCCGUGCGGAGCGGGAUCGGAUUAGGGCGCUCAAGGAGGACAUCAUCCAGCGCAAGCAGGGAAAGUAGGCACGUCCAGACUUAAAAGGGGCACUGGUUCUAGUCAUAUAAUGUGUAUUAUCCAAGGAACAUAUUAUCAAGUAAUCUCCAAAUAAAUAAUUAUCCUUAAAAGAUAU
Molecule: messenger RNA, 913 nt
Organism: Drosophila mauritiana
Lineage: Eukaryota; Metazoa; Arthropoda; Insecta; Diptera; Drosophilidae
Exons: 3
Coding region: 72-806 (244 amino acids)
Source: RefSeq, a predicted model, not a curated record